AUGCAACUCAGCCUUCAAGCUUUGCAGCACCGCAGUAUUAUCACCAGCAGUAUAUGGUGCCACCACAACAGCACUCCCAUCAGCUCCGCCAGCCCCGUCCCUCACAAGCCAGACAAUGUUUCCAUUGCCAGCAGCGCAAAGCAGAAGAACCUUGCACCCAUUGUUACCACUGUGGCAGCAGCGAGCACUUCUCAGCUGGCUGUGAUAUCCAAAACUUUGCCUAGAAUGGAAACCAGCAGGGUCAUCUCAACUGACAAAGCAACAGUUGUCAUCCAAAUAAAUCCACAGGCGGCACAAAAUGCUGUUAUUUGUGAUGAUGGACAGGAGGCCAGAGGAGCACAUCACAAUAUGGCUCUUAAGGGAUUUUUUAAAGCACAACCAAAGGCACUGGGGACUGUCCAGAUAAUGAUUGGAGUGGUGAUUUUCUUAUUUGGUAUUGUACGCACCAGCAACAUCAACAACAAUUACCUUUACCCAGCUAUUUCUGUCAUAAGUGGAAUAACUUACUGGGGAUCUUUCAUUUACAUCAGUGCUGGAUCUCUGUCUGUAGCUGCUCAGAAUAAACUUGAUCUGUGUGUGGUGAAAGCUUCUCUUAUAAUGAAUGUGAUCGGUGCCAUAACUGCAGGGAUAGCCAUUCUUCUGAUGGGCAUAGAAAUAGGAUUGCUUGCCGAGAUAAGAUGCUACAAUGACUAUGGUAGAACUACUGACACCUGUUCCCAUUUUAAGAGAUAUGAUCUGGGGAUCAAUGGAAUAUUGCUGGUGUUCUCCAUCCUUCAGUUCAUCAUCUCCAUCUGUAUCUCAGGAUUUGCCUGCAAAGCCACCACCAGCAACAACUCUACAGUGGUCAGUGUGGCACUAAACCAGAUUGUUGAAGUGGGUGACAUGUGA
Molecule: messenger RNA, 888 nt
Organism: Ctenopharyngodon idella (grass carp)
Lineage: Eukaryota; Metazoa; Chordata; Actinopteri; Cypriniformes; Xenocyprididae
Product: membrane-spanning 4-domains subfamily A member 4A-like
Exons: 8
Coding region: 1-888 (295 amino acids)
Cellular component (GO): membrane
Source: RefSeq, a predicted model, not a curated record